This is a messenger RNA of Daucus carota subsp. sativus, 1821 nucleotides long. RefSeq lists its product as uncharacterized. NCBI's taxonomy places the organism in Eukaryota, Viridiplantae, Streptophyta, Magnoliopsida, Apiales, Apiaceae. The record is from RefSeq and is a predicted model, not a curated record. The transcript has 13 exons. Bases 230 to 1573 code for a protein of 447 amino acids.
CCAAACAGCACUUAAAUCACAAAUCCCCCCACUUUGACAAAUCGCGUACUCGUUUCUUUGUAACACAGAUACAGAGAUCUGUACGCCUCUCUCGACCUUUUUGCAUGGACAUGUCCGUCUUGAUUCGAUCCCAUCAUCCUUUACGUAAAUUUACCGUGGUUUUUCACCGCACUCGUCAGCUGUCUUAUUUAUUCUAACCCUUUUUUAUUUAUCUCAGCACCUGUCACAAAUGGGUAAACGUAGUUCGCAACGCAAGAAUGUGGCAGCCACAUUGGAUAGCUCCGAUACGGACAGUGCGAGUUCGACUUCCACUUUGCGGUCCGAUCAAAUGUUGUUGUCGGGUGGUUUCGAUUUUCAGCUUGAGAAAGAUAGUGUCCUUGAUCAGGCUUUAGAUGAUUUAUACGAAAAGAGGUCGUCAACUAGGGAAAAGGCUUUGGUAAAGAUUAUAGUGGCUUUUAAUAGCAAAUUGCAGCAUGAAUUUGUCGAAAAGAAGUUUGCGACAUUACUGCACCAGUGUUUGAACUCCAUAAAGAAGGGAUCUUCCAGUGAAAUAGCAUUAGCAUCCCACACUAUCGGACUGUUAGCACUGACCAUAGGUCCAGGGGAGAGAGCCCAAGAAAUAUUGGAAGAAUCAUUUUCUCCUAUUAUAGAAGCUCUAAAAUCUAAGUCAGACACAACUAAGAUUUUAGCGUUAUUGGAAUGUUUGGCUAUUAUCACUUUUAUUGGCGGGGACAACCCAGAGGAAACAGAAAAAUCAAUGCAAACAAUGUGGCAAGUGGUUCUUCCGAAACUUGGUUCUAAUGUAGUUACUAUAAAACCUUCACCUGCUGUUAUAACAUCAGCGGUCUCUGCUUGGUCAUUUCUCCUUACAACAAUGGAUGGUUGGACGCUGAAUCAAAAAAUUUGGCUAGAGUCCAUUUCUUAUCUCUCUUCUUUGCUAGACAAGGAUGAUAGAUUAAUUCGGAUUGCAGCUGGUGAAGCACUUGCUUUGAUUUUUGAGAUGGGAUACCUGGAAAAGUUUUCUAUCGCAACCACAGGUUUAAGUGACAGCUCCAAUCACAACAGGAUCAAGGCUCGAGAACUCGCACAUAUUCAAGGAUUGAGGGCAAAGAUCCUUAAUCAAGUGAAAAGCCUCUCUAUGGAGGCAGGCGGUAAAGGUUCUGUCAAGAAAGAUCUUAACUUUCAGAGGAACACUUUCCGUGACAUAUUGGAAUAUCUGGAGGAUGGUUAUAGUCCAGAGAUAUCGAUGAAGAUUGGUAGAGCGUCCUUCAGCACGAUAACAUGGUCUCAACUGAUACAGCUCAAUUUUCUGAAGCAUUUUCUUGGAAGUGGAUUUGUCAAGCAGAUGCAGGAAAAUGAAGUUCUUCAUGAUAUUUUUGGCUUCUCACCAAAAAGAAAACUCUUUUCUGGUACUGAAAAGCAUAUAUCUGGCACAGAGAAGAGGAUGUACAAGUCACCAAAUUCAGUCCUCAACAAGUCAAGGACUCGGUUCUUAAACAAGCAGCGAAUGCUGUGUCAGGAUCGGAAUGCUGGACACUUUGCAGCAGCUGAUAUGGGUAAUGAUGAUGUUUAGAGUCGACACAAAUUCAUUUAGUACUAUAAACCAAUUGGGGUGGUGAAAUAGCGGUUUGAUUAGGCCAACCCCUGCUGUAACUUUUAUUAAUGUCCCAACAAUGUAUAAUAUGGGACUUAAUUUAAUUGGUUUAGUGAUUGGUAGCAUGCUUGCACAAAUACAUUUAGUAUACAGAAAUAUACUCAUCCUUGAAGCAGUUCUGUAGAUUACAUUCAUGUUUAAAGCAUCAAUAAUUGCGAUACUGAGAA